Molecule: messenger RNA, 1079 nt
Organism: Entrophospora candida
Lineage: Eukaryota; Fungi; Glomeromycota; Glomeromycetes; Entrophosporales; Entrophosporaceae
Source: the annotation of a GenBank genome assembly
AUGAAGAAACAUUAUGUUAAAACAGAAAAAGGUACUGAUAAAUCCAUUAUUAAAAGUAAUGAUAAUAAUGAAAACGAUACCAAAAAAAUAAAGUUGAAAAGAUAUCGUUCAAUUGAUUUUGAAAAGAAAGAUGAACAUAAAAAAGAAAUAAAACUUGUUCAAUGGAGUGAACAUGAAACUAUCUUAAUAGGAAGAUAUAUUAAAUCUAAAGGUGAAAAAAAUGAAGCAAGAUCAAAAAUUGCAGCUUUUGAUUUGGAUUAUACAUUGAUACAAGUUAAAGGUAGUCAUAAAUAUGCCAAAGAUGAAUACGAUUGGAAGUGGUGGAAAGAAUCAUUAAAUAUUUCAUUUGAUAUUUAUGCUGCUACUGGUAAAGACAUUUACCGUAAACCAAGGAUUGGAAUAUGGAAAUAUUUUAUUGAGACUGAAAACAAUGAUUUAAUAGAUUUAGAAAACAGUUUUUAUGUUGGUGAUGCAGCAGGCAGAAUUAGAAAUUGGAAGGCCAAUGCACCUUGUGAUUGUAAAUUUGCUGAAAAUAUUGGAAUAAAAUUUUAUACUCCUGAAGAAUUUUUUGAUAAUGCUCAGCCUGCAAAAUAUUCUUAUGGUGAUUUUAAUCCAAAGAGUAUUCCAACAAUGGAUGAAAAUGAUGAUGUUAUGCUAUUUUCUCCUAGUGAUAAACCUUUGAUUUCAUCAAGUAAUCAAUGUGAAAUUAUAAUAAAUGUUGGGCUUCCUGCAUCUGGAAAAACAACAUUUACAAAAAAAUGGUUAAUCAGCAAAAAUAAUUAUAUUCAUGUUAAUCAGGAUAUAUUAAAAACAAAAGCUAAAUGUAUCAAGGCUUCUAAAAAAUACAAUGUCCCAAUUAGAUGUUUUUGGUUUCAAGCAUCUGAAGCUUUAUCAAAACAUAAUAACAUUUAUAGAGCAUUAAAUAGCAAUAAUAAGAUUAAAUUAAUACCUGAAGUUGCAUAUCAAUCUUACAAAUCAAGAUUUAUUGAACCAAAAAUUGAAGAAGGUUUUCAAGAAAUAAGAUAUAUGAAUUUUGUUUUUGAUGGGACUGAACAAGAAAAGAAAAUUUGGCAAAUGUG